Molecule: messenger RNA, 2580 nt
Organism: Closterium sp. Yama58-4
Lineage: Eukaryota; Viridiplantae; Streptophyta; Zygnematophyceae; Desmidiales; Closteriaceae
Source: the annotation of a GenBank genome assembly
AUGUCGGGUAUGUAUCUCGGGGCCGGGGCGGCUAUGUCUCUCAUGCCGGCUGUAGCGGCGGGGGUGCCGCCCUGGGGCGGGCCGGCAGCGGUGUUUCGGUGGUCUGCUGGGCUGGGGCUGCUGUGGGUGGUGCUGUGGGUGCGGCUGUUUUCAAAGGAUCCGCCUGGGGGAGGGGGAAUGGGAAGAGGGAGCGGUGGUGGUGGUGGUGGUGGUAGCAGUGCUGGUGAUGGCAACCCGCUGUCUCCCCGGUUACCUGGUAGUAAGCAGGAUCUGUUGCAGGAGGAUAAUGAGAAAGCCAGUGCGGUUGGGAGUGGUGGAAGCAGCAGCAGUUCCAGCAGCAGUAAGGGUAUUCCCUGGGGGGCUAUGAUGAGCAGCUGGGCCAUUUGGGCUAUUGUUAUCAAUAACUACACUUUCCAUUACGCACUUUACGUGCUUAUGAACUGGCUUCCUUCCUACUUUGAGCAAGCGCUGCACACGUCGCUUCAAAGCAUCGGCAUCGGCAAAUCCCUCCCAUAUUACAUCAUGAUGAUAUUUUCCAACGUUGGCGGCGUAGCCGCUGAUUUCCUCAUCACAUCGCAAUGCCUGUCGAUCGAAGCUACCCGGAAGGUUCUGAAUACAGUUGGGUUUCUCAUAGGAGCUUUGGCCCUGUGCCUGAUGCCAGUUCUUUCGUCAGUUACGGGAGCUAUAUUGUGCUCAACCAUUACUCUGGGUGCUUGUGCAUUUGCACGAGCGGGAUUUUCAGUGAACCACAUGGAUAUUGCACCGAGAUAUGCGGGACCUGUUAUGGGUAUCUCCAAUACUGCUGGGACAUUGGCGGGUAUUGCGGGGGUGGCAUCAACAGGGUUGAUUCUUCAGGCAUGGGCUUCGGAUAUUGAUUUUGGAUGGUGGCUUGCGUUUGUUACGCCAGCUGGCCUCUGUGUGCUAAGUGCUGCAAUCUUCUGUGCAUUUGCAACAGAAUGGGAGAGCGUGACCACAAGCGAAACCCGCGAUCCACUCGCCACAUCAGACAACUUUCCACACUCUCGUCAUCGCACGGUUGGAUGGAAUCGCGCUGAAAUUGCGGCAGCUGCUGACGGGGGACAACGAGGUUUGUUGGGCGAUGAUGAUUCGGGUCGCGCAAUUGCCAUCUACGAGGUGACUUUUGAGUCGACUCAAAAGUCACCUCGUGAUCGGCAGUAUCCAGCACGGCACGACAUCUUUAUCAAGGUCGGCGCGUACAGACGAAGGACUUGGCUUGCUGGCUGGUGUAUCCGCAUCCACGGUGUGCGUGCGUCUAUCGACGACGGAGAAUCGCCGUCAGCGUCGUCUAUCAACGGCGAGGAUUCGGCUUUGGGCAUCGACGGCGAGAAAGAGCCGAUGGGGAGCGCGAGAGGUUUCGACGUCGUUAAGGGUUACGUGGAUACGGAUUACGGCCAGAUACACUUCCGCAGAUGCGGACAAGGCUUGCCGUCCGUGCUGCUGCUGCAUGCCGCCCCGCAGUCCUCUUCCAUGUUCUCAUCCGCGCUCAAGCGCUUCGCCGCCCGGGGGCUGCACGCCGUGGCCGUCGAUCUGCCCAACUGCGGCGAAUCCAGCCGUUCGUCCGCGGAGCUGACGAUCGCUGACGUGGCAGAGAUCGUGCUGCAGGCCGUUCAAGGGCUGAGAUUCACCCACACCAUCGACCUGAUCGGGCACCAGACGGGGGCCACAGUAGCCUUGCAAAUCGCGUCAGACCUCCCCCAGGUGGUGCGGCGGGUGGUGCUGUGGGGCGUGCCCAUGCUGGGAUUCAUGGAGCGAGGGGACGUGCUGAGGGAAGAACCCCCUGACUACGAUGGUGACUUGGAAGGCACCGUUGCGACCUUUUUGGAGAAGAGAUACCCCUACCCCGUUCCUUGGCAACUCAAGGUGCGCACACUAAUCGACAUGCUGCAAACAUAUGAGCGUCGUCCCUGGUUGACUCGAGCCAUGGCAGUGGUAGACCACGCCGCCCUCCUGGGCGCCCUCCCCAUGCCCGUGCUCUGCCUGGCCGGCGACAGCGAGCCGUUUCAGAAAGCAACAAUGAAGGCCGCCCUGCUGUGCAAGAACGGGCGGUACAUGAACCUCGGCUCGGCCGGCAGCGAUGUGGUAGACGAGAUUCCCGAUGAUUACGUGGCAGAGGUUUUGUCUUUUCUGAUGGAGCCGGACGGCGACGGGGGGGUGGGAGCGGGGGGAGCGGGGGGAGGGUCGGGGAGAGUGGGGGGCGGAGUGGGGAGGGUGGGGGCGCUGGGGGGGGUGGGGCAGGGGGAGAGGGCUAGCUGGUCGAUUCAGAGUGAGGUGGUGGCGCAGGAUGGGGGGAGGAAAAUGUCGGCUGCUGCUGGCGUGGGGGGAGGCGGGGGAGGAGGAGUGGGGGGGAAUCAAGCGGUAAGGCAAGGGUCAUUGCCGAGCAAUCUAGGGGCUGGGAGCGGGGCAGGAGGAGGGGGAGGCGGAGGGGGGGGAGGAGGGGGAGGGGACGGGGGCCAGUCACCCAAAGGGGAGGCGGAUGAGAGGCGGUCGUCGAGUGAGAAGAAGCGAGGGCUGCUGAAAGGGCUGUUCAGAGGGAAGAGCGGGCUGCAGCAGCAGGGGUGA